AUUGGCAUUAUUAAAUUAGCUACUAGUACACAUGAGCUAGCUAGCAAGUAGGGGCUAUCUCUCGCUCGCGAUGUCCUUCGAUUUUGACGAUGAAGACCAGAACGUCCCUUAUGCAUAUUAUACACCAGGGACCCUUCAGCGGGACACGGCCCAAAACGUGUGGCUGGUGCCGCACACAGCAACAAACAGGGCGCCACUGCAGCAGAACAAGCAGCAGGUGCUGCUGGAGCUCAUCGGUGCAUCUUCCACCAGCGAACGCUCCGGGUUGGACCUCGUGGCUGUCCUGGACAUCAGCUACAGCAUGACGGGUGAGAACAGGCUCGGCAGGAUGAAGACCGCCAUGCAGUUCGUCAUCAAGAAGCUCAGCCCCAACGACCGUCUCUCCAUCGUCACAUUCUCCGACGACGCUGAGAGGCGGUGCCAUCUUCGUUCCAUGACCCAGGCUUCGAAGGCACACCUGGAGGAUCUCGUCGACGGCCUGGGAGUCAUCAACAUGACCAACAUGAAAGCCGGCCUCGAGACUGGCCACAAAAUCCUCGACGACCGCCGUAUCGCCCGCGGCCGCGCUGCCAGCAUCUUUAUAUUGUCCGAUGGGGACCAGAACAAAGGCGAUGCUACGACUGUUGAUGUCAGCGAUGUGGCGGUCUACACGUUUGGUUUUGGUGCAGACUCCAACCACAAGGUGCUGGGGGAGAUCGCAAUGAAGAGCAAAGGAGGAACGUUCAACUUUGUAGAGGACGGGGAGAGUAUGAGCGAGCCGUUCUCCCAGAUCCUGGGUGGCCUUCUCAGCAUUGUCGUCCAGGACCUGAAGCUCACCGUGUCCCCAAACCCAGGCGACUCCACGAUAGAGAAGGUGAACGCCGGUCUCUACCUGCAAACCAAGGACACCAACACCGGCUCGGUAACCGUCAGCUUUGGCGAUCUCUUUGCUGCAGAACUACGCAACAUUAUGAUCGAUGUCCUCCUCCCUACCGUCCACAGGAGUAAGAACGUGACUGUCAUCAUCGCCAGUUGCACAUAUAGUAUCAACGGAAAACCCUUCGUCUCCCAUGAAUUUAGGGUCACUAUACGCCGCACCGGAUCAGCUGACCCUUCGUCUCCAAUUUCGGAGGCCGUGCUCACCGAGCAAGUCCGUCAAAUCUACAUAGAGGACUUACGGCAGGCGAUUACACUGGCAGACAGUGUGGGCCUCCAAGGAGCCAAUAACAAGCUGGUGGAAGCCAGGAACAACCUUCAACUUGAGCGGUCCAACUCCAUGAUUGACAUCCUCAGGGCCCAGCUGGAUAAGCUCAUCGAGUUGAUCAGCUCGGGAAUGGGGUUGAGGGCUCUCCGCGCAUGCCUGCUGUCGAUGAUGAUGUUGCAUGGCCGCCAGCGCGUCACGGAGACAGGCCCCGUCAUGGGCCAUAAGCUCUACGUGACGCAGUUCACGGACAUGUCCCGGAAGCAGGCCGGAGAUCAUGAGAAGGACCCCGCCAAGGUGCCGCCGCCAGCCUCUCAGGACGUCGACCAGGCGAAGAUAGUAAGAGAUCAGCAGGGCAUCAAGAGGCCGCCAGCCGUGGUGGAGGCGACCACCUGCAGCUGGAGGACCUGGUGGAGGGAUCGGAAAUCACAUCACGAGAGCUCUAGGUGGGCGAUGGCUAUCCUUUGCACGGUCCUCGCCAUCGCCAUGAUCGUGAUCGGCGUCACGCUGCUCGCCGUGUACCUCCUCAACAUGCCCAAGAUGCCGUACCUGGUGGUCUCCGACGCGCAGCUGGGGGCACUACGGUACGCCCAGCAGGACGGCACCAUCCAGUACCUUCAGCUGCCUAUCACCAUCCUGGCCGAGAACAACAACUCCAAGGCGGAUGCCACUUUCUCCCGUGUCGACCUCGCACUGCAAUUCCACGGAGUCGACGUGGCUCUCCUGCGGACGCCAGCGCCGUUCGUCGUGGCGGCGGAGAGCUCCCUCCCACUGCAGUACAACGUGGUGUCGACGGGACGGAGACUGGACCCAGCUGGGAUGCGGUCCAUGGACCAGUCGCUCAACGCCGGCAUGGUGCCGUUCGACCUGCGGGGCAAGGCACGCACGCGCUGGAAAGUGGGCAUCUUCCUCAAGGCUCACUUUUGGACGCGCAUCUCGUGCCGUCUACACUUCUUCCCCAGCAACAGCACCGUCAUGCCCACCGAUCUUCGCAGAUGCCGCUCUAGGUAACCGUAGUCGAUCGUCAGUGCUGCUCCUCCUCUGCUAGCUCGCCGAGUGGAUCCACUUGUAUCAAACACAGCACAUAUACACAUAACCAAUGUUGUACAUACAUACAUAUAUAUAAGCCGCACCGCAGCAGCGAGAGCUCAGUCAAUUUAGCACUCAUAAAAUACAUUUGUAAUUCAAUUUUACUAGUCAUUACCCUACAUUCGCACGGGCUAGUCUAUUACACUCUAAAAUAUU
This is a messenger RNA of Aegilops tauschii subsp. strangulata, 2425 nucleotides long. RefSeq names its product probable E3 ubiquitin-protein ligase WAVH2. NCBI's taxonomy places the organism in Eukaryota, Viridiplantae, Streptophyta, Magnoliopsida, Poales, Poaceae. The record is from RefSeq and is a predicted model, not a curated record.